Durusdinium trenchii is the source of this 1314-nucleotide messenger RNA. NCBI's taxonomy places the organism in Eukaryota, Dinophyceae, Suessiales, Symbiodiniaceae. The record is from the annotation of a GenBank genome assembly.
GCAAGAAGUGCGGAUCCAGGCACUCCGAUCCCGGGCCCAAGACCUUUUGGCUUCAAGGCAAACAAAGUGAUUCGCAGAUAUUCCUGGAGGCCCUGUGAUUCAGAUGGCUUUGACAUUGAAGUACAGGAAUGGCUUCAUUGAUGCAGAGGCUGAGAUGCCCCAGCCGCUCCAGAGCGACCUGCCACGUGCCAGCAGUUUGCCACCCAAGAUGUCAAAGAUGGUCCAGGUUGAGGAGUUCUUGCAAGAAGAGGAGAGCUCGCAGACCUAUGUACAGAUGCUCUCCGAGAACCUCUCCAACCCUCUCGAUCGCAGCCCGCUCGCCCCUGGACGAACCCGAACCGGAGCUCACUCACCGAGCACAGAGAUGGUGCGCCUCAGUGGGAGCAUUGGACACCCGGAGCUUUGCCGAAGGCCCUGUAUCUUCUGGAUGGCAGGACACUGCCAGAACAGUGCUGGUUGUUCUUUCUGCCACCUGACGCACGAGAAGAAGGUCGCCAAGCCGGACAAGAAGCAGAGAAGCUUCCUGCAGUCCUUAUCCCACCGGGAAUUCUUCGGCCUGAUCUCUCACUUUUGCCAUGAAAAAGCAACGCUUCUCAACAUCACCCAAGAAGCUGGCGAAGUCUUGAAGAUUUUGCAAGAGGAGGCCGUCUUUUCUUUGUGCCCCAUGAACGUUCCUGGACACCUUCUCAAAGUCUUGGCCCAGAUGACUUUCUCGCAUUUGAUCACCCUGGCAAUCAACAGCCUUGCCCGUGAGGAGGGCCACAGCAUGGUGACAGCGUCCAGGGUGAGUGAGGAAUUCGUGGCCUGGUGGGACGUGGUGGCUUCUUUUUCCCAGGAGAAAGGUAAAUGAUGUUCUCAGGAAACUGAGAUCAACUGAGUUGGUGACUUAGUUCUACACAAGCAUGUGGCACGGUUCUACUCAGAGACAGAUUUGGAUGGUUUUGUUCAUAGCUUGAAAGGUACCAAGCGUAUUGCAGAUGCUGCUAAUAGAUGCUGUUAGAUGACCAGCAAAAUGAGUCCCCUCGCCCAACGCGACCGGCCCAGGAUGAGUUGCGGGCAUGCAUGCGAACGCGAGAUGGUUUCUGAGACACGUGAUCUAUCAGGAUCCACCGACUCUGAGGAGUGCGCACCUUUUUCCAAGGUCAAAAAGGAUUGCCCCAAAGGGGCUGCUGCUGAUUCUUGUUGACACGCUGGUCCCUAACAACCAGUGGAAGGCUUCAGCAAAGACUCUUUUUCGGACAUCUGGAAGAUCGCGUUUCCCGCGUAAGGUAAUACGGGCACAUGAGUGGGCACAUGUUACUUCCUGGCGAACAC